This is a messenger RNA of Engraulis encrasicolus (European anchovy), 1930 nucleotides long. Its product is annotated as sulfide:quinone oxidoreductase, mitochondrial-like. The coding region runs from base 128 to 1477 and encodes 449 amino acids. The transcript has 10 exons. Gene Ontology annotation, molecular function: sulfide:quinone oxidoreductase activity; FAD binding. Gene Ontology annotation, cellular component: mitochondrion. NCBI's taxonomy places the organism in Eukaryota, Metazoa, Chordata, Actinopteri, Clupeiformes, Engraulidae. The record is from RefSeq and is a predicted model, not a curated record.
GGGUCAAGCCAGGUCGAAAAAAGUGACGUGUGGACUUUGGAAUAACAGGGGAAGAGUGUUGUCCAGCCUAGUAGACGGAAUCUGCUGUGUGGCAGUAGGACCCACCGUGGAGGUUUAAGGCCUAGUCAUGUCAGCGUCUGCACUGCGCGCACAAGUGUCCCAAUGGGGUCGGGGUUGCUCGAGGACCUAUGGCUGGACAAGUUACCAGUCGCUACAUAGUUCUACUACCUGCCGCGCCGCUUCCAAAGAGCACGUGAAAGUUCUGGUGCUCGGGGGUGGAAGCGGGGGAAUCACAAUGAGCGCCCGCAUGAAACGGAAAGUUGGGGCUGAAAAUGUUGCCGUGGUGGAACCAAGUGAGAUGCAUUACUACCAACCAAUAUGGACUCUGGUUGGAGCAGGCGCUAAGACUGUGGAGUCUUCUGGGCGUCCCACUGCCAGCGUAAUGCCCUCUGGAGUGAGGUGGAUCAAAUCCAAAGUGUCUGAAGUUAGCCCCGACACCAACUCUGUUCGCACCGACUGUGGGAAAGAGAUAACGUACGAGUAUCUCAUUGUGGCACUGGGACUUCAGCUUCACUAUGAGAGGAUUAAAGGUCUGCCAGAGGGGCUUGAUCAUCCCAAGAUCGGCUCCAACUAUUCACGGAAGACAGUGCAGAAAACCUGGAAGGCCCUUCAGGACUUCAAAGAAGGAAACGCCGUCUUCUCCUUCCCCAAUUCACCAGUCAAGUGUCCCGGGGCACCUCAGAAGAUCAUGUACCUGACAGACGCGUACCUCAGAAAGACGGGGAAGAGGUCCAGUGCCACCAUCACAUACAACACAUCUUUACCGGUUCUGUUUGGCGUCAAGAAAUAUGCCGACGCGCUGUGGGAGAUCUGCAAGGCCCGAGACCUGAACGUAAACCUCCGUCACAACCUCGUAGAAGUGCGGCCUGACAAGCAGGAGGCAGUGUUUGAGCACCUGGACAAACCUGGAGAGACAAAAGUUUUUCAGUAUGAGAUGCUACACGUCACUCCCCCAAUGGGCCCUCUUGAUGUGAUGAAAGGGUCCCCCCUGGCUGACGGGGCCGGCUGGCUCAACCUCAACAAGGAGACCCUGCAGCAUCAACUUUACCCCAACGUCUUUGGCAUUGGAGACUGCACCAACCUGCCCACGCCAAAGACCGCCGCCGCAGUGGCUGCACAGUCUGCUGUUCUGGACAGAACGAUCAGCAGAGUGAUGGAGAAAAGCCAGCCCGAUAAAAAGUAUAACGGCUACACGUCGUGCCCUUUGGUCACCAGCUACAACACGGUCAUCCUGGCCGAGUUUGACUACAACCUCCAGCCCCAGGAGACCUUCCCCCUGGACCAGGGCAAGGAGCGGAGGGUCAUGUACCACAUGAAGGCUGACUUCAUGCCACAUCUCUACUGGCACGGCAUGCUCAGGGGCCUGUGGGGAGGACCGGCACCGUACCGCUCCGUCAUGCACUUGGGGAUGAAGUAGAGUCCCAUGGGCCACAAGACACCAAUAUUUAAUAUUGAUAUAUUUUAGGAGUCUAACAGCUGGAGGAACCAAGUGCAUAACAACUACUACUGUAGUUUAUUGGACACUCAGGUGAAUAUAUAUAUUUUUUGUAUUAAAGGGGUAUGCCACUAUUUUGGGGCUUAAUACAGUUAAAAUCGUUUGCCAGGGUUUAUAAAGGUGAUUAAGUUUCUUAUUUUUCAUGUAAGCCGUUGUCUUGCUUUAAGACAAGUUAAAGGAGGGAGCCUUUAAUGAAGAGAAAUACUUUCCAAAACACAUUUUUUUUAAAUACUGUAUUUAAAGGUUUCUUUAUUGGUUGCACUUUUGUUUUCCGACACUGACCAUGCUCUGCUACCUCAGGAUGAUGGAUGAGUGCAUAAGUAAAUGGCUGAAAGGAAUCAAACAAUCAACGAUUAAAUAAAAGAAUAAAGGUGA